UCAACGCAGGCGCAGUGACGCCGGUCUGACCUUCAUUGGAGUGACCAUGUUCGCUAGGACCAGCGUUGCGGUGUUCCUGCCACAAUGUGGCCAGGUCAGGAACAUGGCUACCUUGAAGGACAUCACCAUCCGGCUGAAGUCCAUCAAGAACAUCCAGAAGAUCACCAAAUCCAUGAAGAUGGUGGCCGCGGCCAAGUACUCCAGGGCCGAGAGGUCCCUGAAGCCAGCUCGCGUGUAUGGGACAGGGGCACUCGCUCUGUACGAGAAGGCUGAGAUCAAAGCUCCCGAGGACAAGAACAAGCACUUGAUCAUCGGGGUGUCGUCCGACCGUGGCCUCUGCGGGGCCAUCCACUCUAACGUGGCCAAGGCCAUGAAGAGCGAGAUUGGCAAGCUGACCGGCGCUGGAAAGGAAGUCAUGCUGGUGAACAUUGGAGACAAGCUGAGAGGCUUGCUGCACAGGACUCAUGGGAAGCACUUCCUGAUCAACUGCAAGGAAGUGGGGCGCAAACCCCCCACCUUCUCCGAUGCUUCUCUCAUUGCUACCGAGCUGCUUGACUCAGGCUACGAGUUUGACCAGGGCUCCAUCUUCUUCAACAGAUUUAGGUCUGUUAUUUCAUACAAGACUGAUGAGAAGCCCCUGUUUUCCAUGGAUACUGUUGCAAAUUCAGAAAACAUGAGCAUCUAUGAUGAUAUUGAUGCAGACGUGCUGAGGAACUACCAAGAGUUCGCCCUGGUGAACAUCAUCUACUUCGGGUUGAAGGAGUCCACUACCAGCGAGCAAAGCGCCAGGAUGACAGCCAUGGACAGCGCCAGCAAGAACGCCUCCGAGAUGAUUGACAAGCUGACCCUGACGUUCAACCGCACCCGCCAGGCCGUCAUCACCAAGGAGCUGAUUGAGAUCAUCUCAGGAGCUGCUGCUCUGUAAAUGUGCGAACCUGUCUGCUGUCAACUUCAGCAUGGUUUUGGGGAACAUGAUGAAACUACGGCAGUUUGAAGCUGUCUAACUUUUAUUGAGAGUGAAGAGUUAAUGGUCGUUCAUGCUUCUGUUUGUAAAAUACCCUAAUGAGAAUAAACCUACAAAGAAA
This is a messenger RNA of Megalops cyprinoides (Indo-Pacific tarpon), 1085 nucleotides long. RefSeq names its product ATP synthase F1 subunit gamma (gene atp5f1c). The record is from RefSeq and is a predicted model, not a curated record. The transcript has 9 exons. Gene Ontology annotation, biological process: proton motive force-driven ATP synthesis. Gene Ontology annotation, molecular function: proton-transporting ATP synthase activity, rotational mechanism. The coding region runs from base 47 to 925 and encodes 292 amino acids. Lineage: Eukaryota; Metazoa; Chordata; Actinopteri; Elopiformes; Megalopidae.